AUGUGCAGAGGCGUCAUCCUUAACUUUUGGUGUCCGUGCACAUGGUCUGGACAUGAGAAGGAAACCAGAUACGGAGGGCACGGGGCGUUCGGUCACAGCGUCGUCCGCCAACUAAACCUGGGAGCCUACAGAUGGUGCUCUGACUAUUUCCCGUCGGAACAUUUCCAACUUGGGCUGUUCAUACCGAACUGUCCCAAGUCGAUCGACCACGACUGGCAGCAUACCCGGUCAACCACGCUCUGCGACGAGUGCAAGCGACUUGGCUGCCCAUUCCAGUACAAACCGCGCAGCAAUUAUGGGCACUUGACAGCGGAGGAGCGGAGAAUACGCGACUCCCGAUGGACCCCGAGAGAAAGGAAGCACUAUCGAAGCAAGCGUGCGCGCAACGAGCCGGCAACCCCGCCGUUGCGGACAGUAGACGCUUCGGCAGUCGUGUUAGAGCAGCCGAAACCCACCAGAACUCCAGUGCCAAGGAUGAGAACUCCGAAGUGGCCCAGUGGCCUCGGUUGGAGGCUCGUCCGGGGUGGUACGGCCGAAAUGCUGGAUGUUCAAUGGACAAGUAAGAGCGUCUGCAACGGAAACAAGGUCUACAACAACGAGGAAGUCUCUCCAUCAUCGGCCAAAUCAGCCGCGAUUAAGCUCGACACCGAGGCAGUUAAGGCAAUCACCAGUGAUGUUGACAACCAGCCACAGAAAGAGCAGGGCUCGACCGACAUCAUUCAUACGAAGACAGCGGGCGAUAAUUUCAUGGAAGUGGCUCAGCAAGUUCGCGAAAAGUACACUCAUUCGUAUUCCGGAGACAGGCCAGGCGCAGGACGGCUGGGUGGUCGGGCUAGAAGCAACACCACCGCCGCCCUUGGGCCCCGGCCCGUGCUGUUUCAACAGACGGACAUCCAAAUCUACGAUGACGAUGACAAUGACGAUGUCGACGCCGAUGUCCUUUCACUAGAUGCCAACCAAGAGGGGCUCCGGUGCGAACAGGAAGCCACGGACGAGGAAUGGGCGGAGCUCAUCAGGGGGCUCAACUAUCAGAUGAGACCGGGCUCUCGUGCAUCAGAUAGGUCCGAGGCGUCCACACCCUCGACCGUUAUCGGUAAAGAUUUGGCUCAGGACAUGUCUGAGGUAUCUACGCCGUCAACUGUUGUCGGUUCAGAGCGUUAG
Messenger RNA from Chaetomium strumarium, 1161 nucleotides. RefSeq lists its product as uncharacterized. The record is from RefSeq and is a predicted model, not a curated record. The transcript has a single exon. The coding region runs from base 1 to 1161 and encodes 386 amino acids. NCBI's taxonomy places the organism in Eukaryota, Fungi, Ascomycota, Sordariomycetes, Sordariales, Chaetomiaceae.